UAAAAGAAAAAAGUGCUGAAUUCAAGUGAAAAAUUUUGUUCAUUUCGUAAAAUAAAUAAAAUUAAUUUUUUAUUAUUACAUUUAAAAACAACAACUGCAGUUAAAACAAAAUGAGCAAACUAUUGACUUCCGCUGAUAUUGAGGACGGUAAGGUCGAAGUUGACCCCGUCACCAAAGCUCGCACCGAAUACAAAGUUAUCGAUGGCGGCUAUGAGGUACGCACCACCACUCCUCAGCCGAAUGGCACUUUGAAGACCUCUGUACGCACUUUCUGGGAUCCCAAGCCCGUCAGCGAGGAGGAUAUGAAACGUGAAGCUCAAAAUAAAUUGGAAAUCCGCAAGCGCUUCGGCAAGGAGAUCCGCAUUGAUACAAAAACAACCAUGUUGACGCGUGAGAUCGAAGGUGGCUACGAGGAGGUGUACACCACCAUCAACGACGAUGGUACACGCAGCACGCGCACCAAGACUUUCUUCGAUUCGGUGCCAGCUGAAGUACCUGACAACUACAAUCCUCCUGCGGCCGAUAAGAAUAAGAAAAAGACGUUGGUAAAAAAAUCGUCGGUGGACUCCACGGAUUCCACAGAAUCACGUCGCGUUGUGCAACGCACCGACCAACAGCAGAGCAACUUUAAGCAACAUACUACUGUGGAGGAGUCGCGUCGUGUGACGCAGAGUUCUGAGAUUACGGAGAAUAAUCGCACUGUGCGCAAAAAUUCGGUACAAGAGCAAAACAUUAAACAGGUUACCACAUCCAGCGGUGGUGCUGAUGCAAAGGAUAAGAAGAAGAAGAAGACUAAGUCAAACAUCCCACCACCACCAGCCGACUUCAUUCAGAACGAUACCACUACGGUGGCUUCGAAACGCGUACCACAUGGCGUGGAAUAUACAUAUUCUACUAAAUUGGAAUCGGGCAAAACUAUCACCACUUCCAAGACCGUAUACGAGGAAGAAGAGUCAGAACUGACUGAAGAAGAGAUUCUCGCUUACAAGAAAACUUUGAAAGAUGCUGAGAAGCACAAGAAUGUUACCACAUCAAAGAAGCUUAGAUCAGAAUCAGGCACAAAGAAGGUUGUACCAUCCGAGAAUCCCGGCGAAGUGACCACCGUUGAGACCAUUAAGAUCGAAGGUGGCACCGAAUAUCAUUACACCACUGUCACCGCUGAAGGUAUUGUCAAGAAGGCCGUUAAGACCGUUUACGAUCCAGUGAGCAGCCAAGGUGGGGACGAGAGCGAGGAGGAGAUUGUGGAAGAGUACGAGGAAGAGAUUAUCGAGCCAGGCGAGAAGAAUGUACGCACCAUUGAGACUGUGAAGCAGUUGCCUAAGAAAUUCGAAGAGGAAGUCACCGUCACCCAUGAGAAGACCGAGAAAAAGGUAAAGAAGUCCAUGAUGAUCAGCCACUAAAGCCAAAGCCUCUAAGCUAGUAGUUGCAGAGCUUUGCUGCCUGCGCAAGCGAGUGUGUGGAGCGCCAGAUUCGCAUCAUCAGUUCUAAUAAAACAGGGUGCCUACCAUCUCUAUAUAACAAACAAAGAAAAAUUCAUUUAAAAAUUUUUAAAACAUCAACACGCACACAAAUACACAAGCACACAUAUACACACGUUCGCAUAUCAAUAGCACCCACCAUCAUGCACUUGUUUGUAACGGCUCAAUAAUACAAUUGCGUGCAGAAAAAAAAAAGUAUUGUGGUUGAAAAUUAAAAACAAAAAAAAAAUUUAAAUUAAGAAAUUUUCCAACACCUUUUGGUUUGAAACAAAAUUAUAAGCACAAAAUUCUUUCGCAUCAUUUUCACAUUUCAGAAUCCAGUUGUAUCAAUUGUUGCCGGUUUUAUACCAAUUUUCGUCAGCCUUGUUCUAAAUUAUUUCACUAGUUAUCUCGUUCCUUGAUCAAGUUUGCUGAAAAUGCACAAAAAAUAUAUAUUAUGUGCUUCAUAAAUUAAUAUUAUAUUUUACUUAAUAUGUGAAACGAAA
Anastrepha obliqua is the source of this 1963-nucleotide messenger RNA. RefSeq lists its product as uncharacterized. The transcript is spliced from 3 exons. The record is from RefSeq and is a predicted model, not a curated record. Lineage: Eukaryota; Metazoa; Arthropoda; Insecta; Diptera; Tephritidae. The coding region runs from base 111 to 1400 and encodes 429 amino acids.